UAAAAAAUAAAAAAAGAAUAUUUCAUAGGAUAUCUGUUUUUCACAUACGCAACAAAAUGCCGAACAGCCAAUUUUACUGUCCGAGGCCACUGGGACUCUGGGAUAGCCAUGACCCGAGACGCCGGAAAACCCCUUGGGAACGCCAUAUCGCCGGCGACCGAGAAAACAGAUUUACCCAAAACCACCGGAAAGUGCAGAAAACGAAAACCCGAAUCAGACCCAACAAGCAAAACCGACGAUCGGAGUCCGUACGCGAAGCUCCUCUCCGAACCGCUCCUCCGCCGCCUAUCUGCCGCCGCCACCGCGGCCGACUCCUUCCUCCGCCGCAACGAUCUCCUCCUUCUCCCUUCUCAGUGUCUCUCCCUCGAAGCCCUCCUCUCGUCUCUGCCCAUCUCUCCCUCGCCUUCCUCCUCGUUCUCCUCCACCGCGUGGUUCCAUCGCUUCCUCUCCUCCGCAUCCUCAGACGACGGCGAUCCACGGUGGCAUCAUUGCUUCCGCAUGUCUCGGCCGACGUUCCUCCGCCUCCUAUCGUCCCUCUCUCCUCCGCCGGAAGAGCACGCUCUCGCCGCCGCGAUUUUCCGCCUCGCUCAUGGCGCUUCCUACAAGUCCGUCGCUCGCCGAUUCGGCUUCAGCUCUUCCGCCGACGCUUCCCGCGCUUUUUACACCGUGUGCAAGCUCAUCAACGAGAAACUAGGGGAAAUCAACAAAGACGACCCAAAACCCGAUUUCUCGCCUCGCUCGCUCCUUAAUUGCUGCGGCGUUCUAGGGUUUGCGAGAUUCGAAAUCGACGGAGAGCUUCUCGGGCCAAAUGGAUCGAUUCUUGUCCAAGCAUUGGUCGAUUCCACCGGUAGAUUCGUCGAUAUCUCCGCCGGAUGGCCGAGCACAAUCAAGCCCGAAACCAUUUUCCGGCAGACCAAGCUGUUCUCGGUUAUGGAGGCAGAAUCUCGAAGCUUCCUGAACGGUCCUUCGCACAAACUGGGUAAUGGAGUCUAUGUACCUCAGUACAUUGUGGGUGAUUCUCGUUUUCCUCUAUUACCAUGGCUUAUGACUCCUUAUAGCUCAUCUUCGAACGAGGAAGAGGAUAGUUUCGAAUCUUGUCGUAGUGAAUUCAACAAUGCACAUAAGGCUGUAGUUCGUAAGGCGGGCACUGCGUUCGCCAGUGUUAGAGAUAGGUGGCGAAUUCUCGACAGGAAAUGGAAGCAAGAAAUGGUUGAGUUUCUACCUUUCGUGAUCACAACCUGUUGCUUGUUGCAUAACUUUCUGGUGAGUUGCGGAGAGAAUGCGCCUGAUAACAAUGCCGGUGAUAGCGGUUGGAUGUGGAUGAGGGACGACGAGGAAGAAGAGGAGGAGACUCGAGAAUUCAGAGAAGAAGAUCUUGACGCGAGGAGAAUCAGGGAUGCAAUUGCUGAGAACUUGAGCCGGGUGUGUUCGAGAAGGUAAACUUUUAAAUCUAACAAGCUCGCGUUUUUAUGAUC
This is a messenger RNA of Tarenaya hassleriana, 1475 nucleotides long. RefSeq names its product putative nuclease HARBI1. The transcript has a single exon. The record is from RefSeq and is a predicted model, not a curated record. Lineage: Eukaryota; Viridiplantae; Streptophyta; Magnoliopsida; Brassicales; Cleomaceae. Bases 109 to 1440 code for a protein of 443 amino acids.